AUGACCGAGGUUUCGGCCACCAGGCUUUACUUGGGCAACCUCCCGCGAAAUGCUACCAAGGGCGACGUUGAGGCUCACUUCGCGACCCAUGGCACCGGAGAGAUCACCGAGGUCAAGCUGAUGAACGGCUUUGGCUUCAUCGAGUACAAAGAUCCCAUGGAUGCCCGAGAUGUAGUUCCCGACGGUUCCGACUUCAUGGGAGAGCGCCUGACGGUCCAGUUUGCUCGUGGGUCCCGUAACCGCGAGGGCGGCGGAUUUGGUAACCACGAGCGCGCGCCUCCGAGACCGCGUCGAACUCCUCACCGGAUGCAGAUCACCGGACUCCCGAGCGAUACCAGUUGGCAGGACCUUAAAGACUUUGCGCGUCAGUCCAGCCUGGACGUCGUGUACUCCGAGACCGGUCGCGAAUCUAACGGCAGAGGUUUUGUGGAAUUUGAGACCGCAGCGGACCUGCGCACCGCCGUAGAGAAGCUUGAUGGCCGAGAGUUCAAGGGAAAUCGCGUCCAAUGCGUGGCAGAUACCCAACCUGACUUCCCUCCCCGGGAACGCGGCCGCUCCCGCUCCCCCGGACGCCGCCCGCACAUGCCUCCGUUUGAGGAGUAUGAUCGCCGUGCACCUCCCCGUGGCGGCAGCGGCAUGGGUGGCGGGAGUGGCAGUGGCGGCGGCGGCGGCGGCGGCGGCGGUGGCGGCGGAUACAGCCCUCGCCGAGAAGGUGGGCCGUACGGAUAUCGCGACCGAAGCCCUCGACACUACCCUCCGCCACGUGGUGGUGGGCGCUACGACGAUCCGUACCACCGCGAUUACCCACCUCCUCCGCCGAACCCUUAUGCUAAUGGCCGCCCGUACGACCGACAGCCAAGGGACUUUCCGCCGCGGGAGCCCACAUACCCACCGCGGGAAGGGUAUGCGCGUGACUACGAGCGAGGCGGACGCUACUGGUGA
Messenger RNA from Hirsutella rhossiliensis, 942 nucleotides. Its product is annotated as RNA recognition motif domain-containing protein. Gene Ontology annotation, cellular component: cytoplasm; ribonucleoprotein complex; nucleus. The record is from RefSeq and is a predicted model, not a curated record. Bases 1 to 942 code for a protein of 313 amino acids. NCBI's taxonomy places the organism in Eukaryota, Fungi, Ascomycota, Sordariomycetes, Hypocreales, Ophiocordycipitaceae. Gene Ontology annotation, molecular function: mRNA binding. The transcript has 7 exons.